ACAUGCUAAGCUCCAAAGUGAGCAACAGACACCCUCGUCCCAGGUCCCAUGCUGCCAGAAGCGGACCCGGGCCGAGGGAUCAGCCCUCCCACUUCCUGCGGAGGAGCCCUUCGCAACCCUAGCCUCCAGCCAGGGGCGAAGUCCUCCAGGCCCGCGGGGGCGCCCGCAGGCUCCGCCCCUUCUUCGGCUAGCUGCCCGUCCGUCCCGCCCCUGCUCCGCCCUUCCCGCCCCUGCUCCGCCCAUCGCGCGGCGGCCCUGGGGGCGAGAGGGGGCGGAGCGUGGAGGCGGCAGCUGGAACCGCGCAGCGCACGGGAACGCGUCCCGCUGCUUGGGUCAGGUUCGCCGGUCGCGGGAGCCCCGCCGUGCAGUCGGAGGAACACGUGGCCAUCAGUAAUCAUGAGCAACCCAUUCGCACACCUUGCUGAGCCAUUGGAUCCUGUACAACCAGGAAAGAAAUUCUUCAAUUUGAAUAAAUUGGAGGAUUCAAGAUAUGGGCGCUUACCAUUUUCGAUCAGAGUUCUUCUGGAAGCAGCCAUUCGGAAUUGUGAUGAGUUUUUGGUGAAGAAACAGGAUAUUGAAAAUAUUCUACAUUGGAAUGUCACACAGCACAAGAACAUAGAAGUGCCAUUUAAGCCUGCUCGUGUCAUCCUGCAGGACUUUACGGGUGUGCCCGCUGUGGUUGACUUUGCUGCAAUGCGUGAUGCUGUGAAAAAGUUAGGAGGAGAUCCAGAGAAAAUAAACCCUGUCUGCCCUGCUGAUCUUGUAAUAGAUCAUUCCAUCCAGGUUGAUUUCAACAGAAGGGCAGACAGUUUACAGAAGAAUCAAGACCUGGAAUUUGAAAGAAAUAGAGAGCGAUUUGAAUUUUUAAAGUGGGGUUCCCAGGCUUUUCACAACAUGCGGAUUAUUCCCCCUGGCUCAGGAAUCAUCCACCAGGUGAAUUUGGAAUAUUUGGCAAGAGUGGUAUUUGAUCAGGAUGGAUAUUAUUACCCAGACAGCCUCGUGGGCACAGACUCGCACACUACCAUGAUUGAUGGCUUGGGCAUUCUUGGUUGGGGUGUCGGUGGUAUUGAAGCAGAAGCUGUCAUGCUGGGUCAGCCAAUCAGUAUGGUGCUUCCUCAGGUGAUUGGCUACAGGCUGAUGGGGAAGCCCCACCCUCUGGUAACAUCUACUGACAUCGUGCUUACCAUUACCAAGCACCUCCGCCAGGUUGGGGUAGUGGGCAAAUUUGUCGAGUUCUUCGGGCCUGGAGUAGCCCAGUUGUCCAUUGCUGACCGAGCUACGAUUGCUAACAUGUGUCCAGAGUACGGAGCAACUGCUGCCUUUUUCCCAGUUGAUGAAGUUAGUAUCACGUACCUGGUGCAAACAGGUCGUGAUGAAGAAAAAUUAAAGUACAUUAAAAAAUAUCUUCAGGCUGUAGGAAUGUUUCGAGAUUUCAAUGACCCUUCUCAAGACCCAGACUUCACCCAGGUUGUGGAAUUAGAUUUGAAAACAGUAGUGCCUUGCUGUAGUGGACCCAAAAGGCCUCAGGACAAAGUUGCUGUGUCCGACAUGAAAAAGGACUUUGAGAGCUGCCUUGGAGCCAAGCAAGGAUUUAAAGGAUUCCAAGUUGCUCCUGAACAUCAUAAUGACCAUAAGACCUUUAUCCAUGAUAACACUGAAUUCACCCUUGCUCAUGGUUCUGUGGUCAUUGCUGCCAUUACUAGCUGCACAAACACCAGUAAUCCGUCUGUGAUGUUAGGGGCAGGAUUGUUAGCAAAGAAAGCUGUGGAUGCUGGCCUGAACGUGAUGCCUUACAUCAAAACUAGCCUGUCUCCUGGGAGUGGCGUGGUCACCUACUACCUACAAGAGAGCGGAGUCAUGCCUUAUCUGUCUCAGCUUGGGUUUGACGUGGUGGGCUAUGGCUGCAUGACCUGCAUUGGCAACAGUGGGCCUUUACCUGAACCUGUGGUAGAAGCCAUCACACAGGGAGACCUUGUAGCUGUUGGAGUACUAUCUGGAAACAGGAAUUUUGAAGGUCGAGUUCACCCCAACACCCGGGCCAACUAUUUAGCCUCUCCCCCCUUAGUAAUAGCAUAUGCAAUUGCUGGAACCAUCAGAAUCGACUUUGAGAAAGAGCCAUUGGGAGUAAAUGCAAAGGGACAGCAGGUAUUUCUGAAAGAUAUCUGGCCGACUAGAGACGAGAUCCAGGCAGUGGAGCGUCAGUAUGUCAUCCCGGGGAUGUUUAAGGAAGUCUAUCAGAAAAUAGAGACUGUGAAUGAAAGCUGGAAUGCCUUAGCAACCCCAUCAGAUAAGCUGUUUUUCUGGAAUUCCAAAUCUACAUAUAUCAAAUCACCACCAUUCUUUGAAAACCUGACUUUGGAUCUUCAGCCUCCUAAAUCUAUAGUGGGUGCCUAUGUGCUGCUAAAUUUGGGAGAUUCGGUAACAACUGACCACAUCUCUCCAGCUGGAAAUAUUGCAAGAAACAGUCCUGCUGCUCGCUACUUAACUAACAGAGGCCUAACUCCACGAGAAUUCAACUCUUAUGGCUCCCGCCGAGGUAAUGACGCCGUCAUGGCACGGGGAACAUUUGCCAACAUUCGCUUGUUAAACAGAUUUUUGAACAAGCAGGCACCACAGACUAUCCAUCUGCCUUCUGGGGAAAUCCUUGAUGUGUUUGAUGCUGCUGAGCGGUACCAGCAGGCAGGCCUUCCCCUGAUCGUUCUGGCUGGCAAAGAGUACGGUGCAGGCAGCUCCCGAGACUGGGCAGCUAAGGGCCCUUUCCUGCUGGGAAUCAAAGCUGUCCUGGCCGAGAGCUAUGAGCGCAUUCACCGCAGUAACCUGGUUGGGAUGGGGGUGAUCCCACUUGAAUAUCUCCCUGGUGAGAAUGCAGAUGCCCUGGGGCUCACAGGGCAAGAACGAUACACUAUCAUUAUUCCAGAAAACCUCAAACCACAAAUGAAAGUCCAGGUCAAGCUGGAUACUGGAAAGACCUUCCAGGCUGUCAUGAGGUUUGACACUGAUGUGGAGCUCACUUAUUUCCUCAAUGGCGGCAUCCUCAACUACAUGAUCCGCAAGAUGGCCAAGUAGGAGACCUGCACUUGGUGCUGUGCCCAGGGAGGAAGCCACACCACCAGCCAGCCCAGACCCUGGUGGAGAGGCCUCCCCGGCUGCCUCUGGGAGGGGUGCUGCCUUGUAGAUGGAGCAAGUGAGCACCGAGGGUUUGGUGCCAAUCCUGCAGGCACAAAAACCAGAAGUUUCUACAUUCUCUAUUUUUGUUAAUCUUCUCUUUUUCCAGAAUUUGGAAGCUAGAAUGAUGGGAAUGUCAGUAGUGCCAGAAAGAGAGAACCAAGCUUGUCUUUAAAGUUACUGACCACAGGACGUUGAUUUUUCACUGUUUCCUGUUAAUCUUCAGCUGACCACAAGCAAACCUCAGGAGGUGUCUCCUGCCCUCUUAUUGUUCCUCUUACCCUCUGCUCAAUGAAACCUUUCUCUUGAGGGUCAUUUUCCUUUCUAUAUUAAUUAUACCAGUGUUAAGUGACAUAGAUAAGAACUUUGCACACUUCAAAUCAGAGCAGUGAUUCUCUCUUCUCUCCCCUUUUCCUUCAGAGUGAAUCAUCCAGACUCCUCAUGGAUAGGUCGGGUGUUAAAGUUGUUUUGAUUAUGUACCUUUUGAUAGAUCCACAUAAAAAGAAAUGUGAAGUUUUCUUUUACUAUCUUUUCAUUUAUCAAGCAGAGACCUUUGUUGGGAGGUGGUUUGGGAGAACACAUUUCUAAUUUGAAUGAAAUGAAAUCUAUUUUCAAUGAAAA
Gorilla gorilla gorilla (western lowland gorilla) is the source of this 3786-nucleotide messenger RNA. RefSeq names its product aconitase 1 (gene ACO1). The record is from RefSeq and is a predicted model, not a curated record. The transcript has 21 exons. NCBI's taxonomy places the organism in Eukaryota, Metazoa, Chordata, Mammalia, Primates, Hominidae. Bases 49 to 3066 code for a protein of 1005 amino acids.